GUAAUGGCCGGAUCGGUGUCGCCGUUGUACACCAGCACGCGAAUUUUCCCAUUGAUGCUUCGGUAAAAGCCGCUCAAAUCUGGUUCGGUGGGGGUGUAGUCGAAAUCGCCGUCGGCAUUGUCGACGGAAAAGAAAGUUGCGUUGGUCACGUGCAGGGCUUCCUUGACCACUGGCAAGCUAAGAUAAUGUUGCAUGACAGCGUCGCCUCCGCAGGGGUAAUCGUUCAGUGCUCCUCCGAGAAGACCACCGCUGUACGUGCAUUCAUCGUACAAGGAAUAUCCGUAGUAGCCACCUACUUGACGAUCUACCUUGGCGAGGGCGGCUUGACAUAUAUCGCUGUCCUUGAGAAAGCGAUAAUUCUCCUCAUUGCUCGAAAAAUCGUCCGCUGAGGACGCUGACUGAGGCGACAAAGGAUGUUUGUGUGGACGGCAAGCGUGCAUGACUUCCUGAAAGGUUGCCAUGGGCAUUUGACCGUGACCCGCGAGAAAUAAAAUAUUCCAAAUAUCAAUCGCAUCGGGAUUGGAAAGAUCACCACAGAUGGAAGUUUCGGUUCCGAGACAUCCGUCACCGACGGCCAAUCCUUUCAACGGAAUGUGAUUUUCCGGAUCUUCCAAAAUUCGCCGUGCGAGCGUGGGAAUGUAGAUGCCAGCAUAGGAUUCUCCGGUCAGAUAGAGCUCGUUGGUACCGUAGCAUGGGAAUUUUUCGUGAAAGGCCAAGAGCGCCAGAUGAGCGUUUUCCGCCGCGAGUUCGUCCGUCCAGGCCAAUCCAGCGCAGGAAUGCGAAUCAACGUCUUCGUUGCAGUAGCUGAAUCCUACCGGAGCGGGUUGAUCGAUAAUCAAAACAUGUCCCAGCCUUGUCCACGCGCACGGGUUGUAAAUGGGUGUAGGAAUUCCCGUGGCUUCGUACUCGGCAGUGUGGAGUGAUUCGUCGCUGAAGAGCAACGGCCCUAGUUCCGUCAAGAGUCCGAAGAGAGAGCUCGCACCGGGACCACCAUUGCUCCAGUAAAUUAAAGGCUUGUUCUUAUGGAAGUCUUCUUCAGCCUCGACGAGGACGUAAUGUGUGUGGACCGUGCGGCCCUCGAGUUCAUACUCGACAAAGCCGGAAUACCACGGUGACGGCAAGGGCUGAUUGAACCCCGGCAGACGCGAGACAAAAUCGGGAUUGGAGGAGCCCAAGCACGCCAACGCGAACGCCAAUUUGGACACGAAGAAGGCUACAAAUGUUGAUGAACGAAAUUGCAUCAUGCUCGGUUUGAAUGACUGUGAGUUGGAUCUUACGGAACUGCAGAAAGAGAAUUCGAUGCAAGCGGUCGAUGGAGUUUGCGUUUUGCACACCACGACGAGGCAGUCACAGUCACAGUCAAAUCGGAUUUGACGGUUUCUUUAGAACCCGGAUAUAAGAGGGAUCCGUCCGUGACGGAUAGACAGACGGAAAAGAUCGACUCGCUGUGUUUGACAGCGCAAGUGACUUGUCUUCUCGACCCAAAACGGGAAGCACGGUUUGAAAUUCGAACAAAUUCCGCGGAUCUUUCCGAAUUUCGGGUUGGAGCGAACAGCUUCUCGGAACGUCGCGCAUCGCUCGAGGAGGUACCAUUGGAUGGUCCCCGGUGCCUUCGGGUUGACACUGACAACCGACGUCCGUGCUCUUGCGUUCCUUCCUUACAGUCAGCACAAGCUUCCCCAUUUCCGUGAGCGUGAGGAUUGCCCCACAGGCAAAAGACUAGCCAUUCACUUUUCAGGGUUGGGAGCCGUAUCAUGCCGGAUUCUAGCCAACGUGACGACGAGGCUUGUAUGCGGGAGGCGAUUGCCGAAGCGGCGGCGGCGACAUCCGAAGGGAAAAUGCCCUUUGGGGCCGUCUUGGCUAUCGACAGUGUCAUCGUCGCACGAGCUCACAAUCAGUGUCCGGCGGCUGCCAAACGAGGGGGUGGAACGGGCGACGUCACCCGACACGCCGAAAUGGAACUCGUUCGACUCUUCACCAGCAAACUCACCGCGGAAGAACGAUCCAACGCCGUCCUCUACACCAGUACCGAGCCGUGUGUCAUGUGUGCGGGAGCGAUUUACUGGAGCGGUGUUUCCAAGGUUGUAUACGGAUGUUCGGCGCGACAGUUAGAGGCCUUGAGCGGUCCGGGCGGCUUUGACAUACCCGUCGACACGCUCUACGGAAUGGCGUCGAAGGGAGCGCGACGAAUGGAAUGUCUUGGUCCCUUGCUGGCGGAAGAGUCCCUACAGGUUCAUGUCGAUUCCGGUGUCUGGAAGAAUGCACCGGUCCCUACUACUGCGGAAUUUCCCCCCGUCACCCAGGCGGAUCUAGAUAUUGCGGUCGAGGCCGCCCUACUGAAAAGCGGCUUGGGGUCCGCCAAGGUCGUCGACGACGGUGUCGUGCCGGUCAUUGAUCUCUCCGUUGGCACGGACGAGCAAGUCGCCGAGAAACUGUGGCAAGCGGCCAUGGAGGUUGGUUUCUUCUGCGUGGUUGGUCACGGAAUCGACCAAUCCAUUAUUGACGGAGCCUUUGGCGCCUCGGAAACUUUCUUUGCGCAGCCGCUCGAAGACAAGAAAGCACAAUCACCUCUGGAUAUGAGUAUCAACUCGGGUUUCGAGUACUUUGCCCAGGUCCGCCCGAGUACCGGCGUAGCGGACCAAAAGGAAUCACUACAAAUCACGGCCCGCCAAGGCUGUAUGGACGAUCGCUGGCCGUCGGACGAAUUCCACAAGAGUGCCGAUGCAUUGCUCGAAGCAUCGCACCAGUUGGCCAAGCGAAUUUUGAACCUGUUGCAACCCCAAGCGAUUCCCCAUGUGGAACCGGAAACGCUGGCGAAUUCGCACACGCUUUGGGAAGAAGACGGGCAGUGUACCUUACGAUUCUUGCAUUAUCCCCCACUGGAUAGUGACACCACGGCCAAGCUCAUUGACGAUGGCUAUUGGCGGGCGGGACCGCACACCGAUUGGGACAACGUAACGUUACUCUAUCAACAAAUGGGACAGAAUGGUUUGGAAUGCUGUGCCAAUCCACGGACAGGCGACCCCGCUUCCAUGUACUGGACAGCCGUGAAUCCAGUGGAAGGAGGGAUCGCCAUCAACGUGGGUGAUAUGCUGGCACGUUGGAGCGACGGCAAGCUCUUCAGCAACCUGCACCGCGUACGUCUACCACCCGAUGCGUCCAAAUCGAGAUAUUCCAUCGCAUUUUUCGCCCAGUCCGACAAGAAGGCUCUGAUUGAAAGCAAGGAGUCGGAACCGAUUACGGCUGGCGACUACAUACUUUCGCGAAUUCGUAGCAACUUCGAUAAGAAUCGAACAACACCUAUGUUGAUCGCCAUUGCUGCAAAGUAUAGGAGUCUGAUUGGUUUGGAAGCCCAGCGCCACAACUUCGAACUCAAAAAGGAAUUGCCGUCCGAGGGGCUGUAUUAUAAAUUGAUGAGUCCGGAAAACAUGUUUCGAAGCUUUGCAUAG
Molecule: messenger RNA, 3449 nt
Organism: Phaeodactylum tricornutum CCAP 1055/1
Lineage: Eukaryota; Bacillariophyta; Bacillariophyceae; Surirellales; Neidiaceae
Exons: 3
Coding region: 1755-3449 (564 amino acids)
Molecular function (GO): zinc ion binding; hydrolase activity; dioxygenase activity
Source: RefSeq, a predicted model, not a curated record